AUGAAAUUUAUUACAUCUUUCUUCUGGGCCUUGUUAUUCCAACUUUCAUAUGUUCUAGCGGUAGAUCCAGCAGCAGCUGAUCCUAAUACCCAGAUGGUCACUAUUACACGUGUUACUACCAAUGCCUUAGCUCAACAAUUUACAUUAACUGAAACUUUACCAGCAAAUGCGGCAGCAGUUAUUGAUGAUGAAACAGCUACUGCUAAAACUACUGCCAAUACUAUAAAAGGCAAAACAACUACUACUGGUAAAACAACUACCACUGGGAAGACAACCACUACUGGUAAAACCACCACCACUACAGGUACUGCCAAGACAGACGUUUAUACUACUGUUAUUACUACUAAGAAUGCUGCAGGUGUUGCUCAAACUUUAACUCAAACUAUAACUGGUACUGCCACCCCUGCUGUUGUUGCUGCCGCUGCCGCCACUACCUCUGCUAACACUGGUACUUACACAACUGUAGUCACUACUACCAAUAACCUUGGUAUUACUGUAACUUUAACCCAAACCAUUACUGGUACUCCAAUUACUACUGUCCCUACUGCUGCUACCACUCCUAACACUGGUGUUUACACAACUGUUAUAACCACGACUAAUGAUCUUGGUACUACUGUUACUUUAACUCAAACUUUAACCGGUACUCCGACUUUAACUGCUGUCACUGCUGCUGCCAGUAGCGCUUCAGUUUCUACCGGUGUUUAUACAACUGUUAUCACAACAACUGAUGCUGCUGGUGAAUCUGUUACUUUAACUGAAACCAUUACUGGUACUUUACCAACCGCUUCUGCAACCAACGUCAAAUUAUAUACUACAAUCAUCACUACCACUGAUGGAUCUGGUAACUCAAUCACUUAUACUCAACUAGUUACUAGUUUAUCUUCAUCUACAUCAUCUUCAUCAGUAACUUCAGGAAGUAACUCUGAUACUUCUAGUUCAACAGUUGAUAACAAUGUUCACACAGGUACUAGACCAGACCCAUCUACCCAUUUCACUCCACCACCAGCUUCUCCAGUAACUACUUUAAAAAUUGAUACAUUUGUCACCAUCACCGAAGGAUCCACGAGGACUUACACUACAAAGAGAUCUCCAACUGUUAUGUGGGUGACUGUCACUGUUGAUGGUAAAUCUGCCGUUGUCUCCACUACAUACGUUCAAAGAUUCUCUACACAAUACAGUGUUAUAGCCUCACCAUCCUCCGGUUCCAUUGGCUAUGGGUCAUUAACUCCUAAAAAAUCUAAUGGUAAAUUCGUCGCUAAGAAAGCUAUUAAUAUUGUAACUGAAAAUUUUGCUAAUCAAAUAUCUCCAGUUUACAAGCUAGCUGGCCUAUUUGUUGCAGCAUUUUUAUUUUUCUUGUAA
Molecule: messenger RNA, 1359 nt
Organism: Henningerozyma blattae CBS 6284
Lineage: Eukaryota; Fungi; Ascomycota; Saccharomycetes; Saccharomycetales; Saccharomycetaceae
Gene: KRE1
Product: Kre1p
Exons: 1
Coding region: 1-1359 (452 amino acids)
Biological process (GO): fungal-type cell wall organization
Source: RefSeq, a predicted model, not a curated record